Fundulus heteroclitus (mummichog) is the source of this 1531-nucleotide messenger RNA. RefSeq names its product cilia and flagella associated protein 161 (gene cfap161). The transcript is spliced from 8 exons. The record is from RefSeq and is a predicted model, not a curated record. Gene Ontology annotation, biological process: cilium assembly. The coding region runs from base 564 to 1415 and encodes 283 amino acids. NCBI's taxonomy places the organism in Eukaryota, Metazoa, Chordata, Actinopteri, Cyprinodontiformes, Fundulidae. Gene Ontology annotation, cellular component: motile cilium.
GACUGAUGGACGUUUUCUACUUGGAGUACUUCAAUUAGCAAUUUAAAAAAAAAAAAAACAGAGGGCAAUUGCUUUUGAUUGAACUGUGAAGGAACCUGAAAAGUGUGAUUUUAUUUUAGUCCCAAUAUAUAUAUAUACAGGAAGAGCUCUUUAAUCUGUUUACUUGUAUUUUUAUGUGAGGGUACAAACUGGCAUGAUCAUAAAAAAACAAGGGUGAAGUCAUACGAUUCUGUUUAUGCCACCCCCGCUGAUCAAGCUUUAUGUAUUUAUUGCCUUUUAUGACUGUGUGGGUGUCUAUGGGACAUUGGAAAUCAGUAUUUAUUUGUGUCCUGUCAACGAUGAGGUAGGCGGGCUAUGAAAGAUUGGAUGUCCAGCGCAGUACCAGCGCGCCCUCUAGUGGCUGGUGAGAGCCUGUGAGAGCUCGUAUCUAAGGAAACAGUCCCUAUAGAAACCGUAACGCGAACCGUGCGCUGCAGCUUUAAACUGCGGCUCUCGACGUCUGUUAGUUUACAGGCGGAUGUUUUUUUUUAUUUUUCAUGUAACUUUACGGAGUUACAGUCAGAAUGGCUCAUAACAGAAGUUAUCGUCUUAAGGUGAAAAUAGGAAACUGGAAUGAAGACCUGGUCCGAGAGGAGGAUGCAAUGAAAGAAUAUUUUGAAAAGAAGGAGAACGGAGACCUUCUUAUCCAGAAAGUGGACUUCCUCAAACAAAACAUUUUGGAGCAGGUGAAUCUCUCCGUGUCAAGCGAUGGGCGGCUGCAUUUUGGGGACGUUGUGAUGUUGGUGAAUUUGGGAGGAGAAAACCAGCCACGCAGCGCCGUCAGCAUCAACGCCGAUGUUGGCAGCCUGACGAAGACGCUAUCGCCUGGCAUCCAGACACCGUGUGGGGUCUGCGCAGGAAGCGGUAUUCAACCCUGCGUUCGCACUGCUUUUAUCAUCACCAGUGUUGAUGGCAGCCCUGAAGGAUCCAGUCUGCAUUUUGACCAGUGUUUUGCUCUGAGAACAACAGGUGGCUUUGCCAGAGGACUUUACUUGACCAGUGAUCUACAAAGUUUCCAAAAGCGUUCAAAGAUGUCUGGCUUUCAAGAAGUGUACCUGGAUGACAGCAUGUGCUUUCUGUCAUGGUGGAAGAUAGUGUACUUUGACCCCCAGGAAAGGCUUGAAUAUGAGGGUCAGCCAGUUCCUGCUAACGAGAAGGUGCUGAUCGUACACUGCAAGACAAACCAAGCCCUUGCUGCUCUGGGUGAUCAGCCUCUUUGGACUGCUUACGGGAAAGAAUAUGAAGUGACAGCUCACACAUUCCUUGACUCCCAUAAAGCUGAAGAGCAGGUCAAUCACUGGAUCCUGUGCACUUCUGAUCCCCCUGGGGAGGGACUUGUAGCACUGAGGCAGGAGGAAACUGCAGCUAACCACUAGCAGCUCGGCUAUGCUUGUGCAGGCUUUUGAAUGUAGUAGCUCCAACUCUUUUAACUUGCAAAAACAGCAUAAACAUUGCCUGAAAUUCUCACAAUAAAAACCCUUUUCUAACUGGA